AAAGGCACCCAGAAACAUCUUCUGAUUGAGCUCGAAGGCAACACUAAUAGCACUGGCAAACCAAAGACAAACAGCUCAUUUGAGAGCCCAAAGGUGGAAUUCUCCUAUCUGGCUAUAGCGUUGGGCACAGUCAUCACCCUUUCACUCUUCAUCGUGUUGGUUGUUAAGUUUCGCGUUUUACAUCGCUUUCUGGCCAGCUACAGACACUCCCUGCUCCAGGAGUCGGAUGGGGCGAGCCAGUACGGUCAAGAGGACAUGUCUUUCCCUAACAAUGUGUCCGGUAGGAUGGGAGUAGUCAGAGGGACUCAGCCCGGGUUGGAUGAUGACGACGAUGGCUUCAUUGAGGACAACUACAUCCAGCCCGGUGAGAAGCACAUGCCAGAGGGACAAAGGGAGGAUGACGAGGUAGAGGGGACAGAUGACAGUGACGACGAUCUUCAGUUCACUAUAGGGUGAUUAAAUACAUUUUUCCAAAGUGACCGGUUUACAACAAAAAUAAUGAGACUCCAAAAGUUGAUUCUGUUCAUCAGGACGCAGCGUUUCCAUAAUUAAAGUUUAAAACUUUUGUGCCUCAUGAGCCCUUAAAGAAGACAGGAUUAUAAACUUGACAAGAAAUAGUAAAUCAGAAUUUCUUUCUUUUUUGGCCUGCUCAUAUUGCUCAUUUUGAAACCCUUAAAUUUAUUAUAUGACCCCCAACAUGGGCCCCAACCUACUUACUGAACAGUAAAGUUUUUUUGACUGCAGAAACUUCUGAGCCACGCAAAUGUUUUGACCAAAUUAUCCGUUAUUAUUAGAUAACUGACCUUAAGAGGGGCCAAAAUUAAUAUAAAACACAUUUAAAGUGCUGCAUUGACCUCUGUAAUGUUGACUCGUUGUGCAAUCAGAAUACCUUUGAUUUUUUUCUUUUAUGCUGUGUAGAAAUUGUUCUUAAAGCUCAAAUGUACUAUAUAUCGAUAUGGAUUCACAUAUUACAUAUGCUGUGUAUGUAACUCUACAUGGAAAAUAUUUAAAAUUACAACAUUCAGUUUAUUUGCUAAUAAUGAUGUUAAUGUUUAUAUCCUGCUAAAUGCUAUUUGUUUUCACACAUGCCAUUCAAUUAUUCACCUUUAAGUUACCUUUAAGUUUUUUGUUUUUUUAUUACAUUUCUGCUGACAGUGAACAUCAAAGAGUUAAACAACUUCACACUCACACAUCUUUGUUGUAGUCUGAAUGUUUGUUUGUAUGAAAUUACUUUUUUGAACAUUCACGUCUUUAAUAAAGUCGUUCUUAUUGAAAUUA
This is a messenger RNA of Maylandia zebra (zebra mbuna), 1278 nucleotides long. RefSeq lists its product as uncharacterized. Lineage: Eukaryota; Metazoa; Chordata; Actinopteri; Cichliformes; Cichlidae. The record is from RefSeq and is a predicted model, not a curated record.